Messenger RNA from Boleophthalmus pectinirostris (great blue-spotted mudskipper), 868 nucleotides. RefSeq names its product FKBP prolyl isomerase 3 (gene fkbp3). NCBI's taxonomy places the organism in Eukaryota, Metazoa, Chordata, Actinopteri, Gobiiformes, Gobiidae. The record is from RefSeq and is a predicted model, not a curated record. The coding region runs from base 29 to 694 and encodes 221 amino acids. The transcript has 7 exons. Gene Ontology annotation, molecular function: peptidyl-prolyl cis-trans isomerase activity.
AUCAAAGUUCAAAUAGACGCUUUUCAAAAUGGCGGCAGAACCUACACGAGAGUGGAGCGAUGAGCAGCUCAAAAAUGACGAUUUGCCCAAAAAAGACAUUAUAAAGUUUCUCCAGGACAAUGCUGCUCAGUCGUUUCUUAAUGAACACAAGUUGCUUGGAAACAUCAAGAAUGUUGCCAAAACCGCCAAGAAAGAACAACUGAUUGAUGCCUACAAUCAGCUAUUUCAGAGCAAAAGAUUUAAAGGCACAGAUCCAGUGGAAGAGGCCACAGAAAAAGUGAAAGCUGUAAAACUUGAGGAAAAGCCAAAAGAAAUCAAAACAGAAGUGGUGGACGAGGGUCCUCCGAAGUUCACCAAGUCCAUUUUAAAGAAAGGAGACAAGACUAACUUUCCAAAGAAGGGUGAGACGGUGAGCUGCUGGUACACUGGCACGCUCGAGGACGGGACUGUGUUUGACACCAAUGUUCCUGCAGGUGCUAGAAAGAAGAAGCAGGCAAAACCACUGAGCUUCAAAGUGGGCUUGGGCAGAGUCAUCAGAGGAUGGGAUGAGGCGUUGUUAACGAUGAGCAAAGGCGAACAAGCCCGAGUGGAGAUCGAACCAGAGUGGGCCUAUGGGAAAAAGGGAGUGCCUGAUUCGAAAAUUCCACCAAACGCCAAGCUCAUUUUUGAGAUUGAGCUUGUGUCUGUGGAUUAAUCUGCCUGUUGGGGAGUUAAUUUGUUGAAUGGAUGCACGGAAAGCCCCUUAAUUUUGGUUUGCAAGGUCACAUUUGUUAUGCUACUUUGGUUUUGUCAAAUGUACUGGCAAAAUAAGAAUGUUCAGACACAUUUUUUGCAUGUGAGAAAAUAAAUCUUUAUAACAUGUAACACA